UCUCGGGGCGGCCGCAGCGCAGUUGCAGCAGCGGGUGGUGUCGGAGGGGCCUGCUCUGCGCGCCGGGGAGGGGGCGGGCGCCUCUUGUUACCGGGGCGGGGGGUGUUGAGGGAGCGUGUGUUGGGGUCUGCCCACCCCGGGGGUCUGGCGGAGUGGCUCUCUUGUGAGGCAGGCGGUGGUUGAGUGCUGUUUUACAGCCCCGCCAGGGUCCCUGAGGAGCAGCCAUGACACGCUGGGCCCGCCAGCAUGCAGCCUGCAGCCGGGGCGUCCUGGAGGCGACGCCCUGGGAGAAGAUGGCGGAUGGGGCCCCCAAGGGCAGCGCGAAGGCUGGGCCAGGCCAUGGCUCCCGCCCACUUUGCCUCCAGAGAGAUCCAGGGGGGAAGAAGAAAAAUAGGAAGAAGAAAGACUACGUGAACGAGGACGUCAAUGGGUUCCUGGAGCACAUGAGGCAGAGCGUGCAGGGCCGGCUGGUUUUGGCAGCCCACGACCCUGAGGUGGGGGCAGAAGUAGCAGUGGCCUUGAAGAAAGACCAGCGCCGGGAGGGGAGGCGGUUGAAGAGGCAAGAGAAGAAGAAACAUGCCAUGGUAUGUUUCCACUGUAGAAAGCCUGGCCAUGGCAUUGCAGAUUGCCCAGCAGCACUUGAAAAUCAGGAUAUGGGUACUGGAAUCUGUUAUCGGUGUGGAUCUACAGAGCAUGAAAUCAGCAAGUGUAAAGCAAAAAUAGACCCAGCUGUUGGGGAAUUUCCAUUUGCAAAAUGUUUUAUUUGUGGUGAGAUGGGACAUCUGUCAAGAUCGUGUCCAGAUAACCCUAAAGGACUGUAUGCUGAAGGAGGCUGCUGCAGGCUUUGUGGAUCAGUGGAACACUUUAAAAAAGACUGUCCAGAAAACCAGAACUCAGAUCAGGUAACAGUUGGCCGAUGGUCCCGAGGGAUGAGUGCAGACCACGAAGACAUUCUAGAAAGCCCUAAACCACAAAAGACAAAAGUAAAAGUGCCUAAAGUUGUUAACUUCUGAUACCUACUCUGAUGGAAUAAACCUCUUCUGAGUGGG
Messenger RNA from Alligator sinensis (Chinese alligator), 1049 nucleotides. It is a transcript of the gene ZCCHC9, whose product is annotated as zinc finger CCHC-type containing 9. Bases 225 to 1013 code for a protein of 262 amino acids. The record is from RefSeq and is a predicted model, not a curated record. The transcript has 6 exons. Gene Ontology annotation, molecular function: nucleic acid binding; zinc ion binding. NCBI's taxonomy places the organism in Eukaryota, Metazoa, Chordata, Crocodylia, Alligatoridae.